AUGGAUCGACCCUAUCCCUAUGGCGGCUCUUAUGCUGCCAAUGACACGAGUCUCCCCCGCUUUUCAGCUCAAGGCGAUGCGGCUCCUGCCUCCACCUCGUAUGACGAUGCGUCCGAGAUGCCACGCAUUCAGAAGCGUCCGCGUCGCACCCACGCCAGACGCUCGUGCCAGAUGUGCCAGCAGCGAAAGGCACGUUGCGAGCUGCCCGACCUCGAAGUGCCCUCCAGCCCUUUGCCCUUGCCUGAUCACCAGGCUUGCCAUCGCUGCAAGACGCUCCAGAUAUCGUGCAUCGUCGACGAUGCCAACAAGAAGAAACCUAGGAAGAAUACUGCCGACACUGAUCCCGCCCAGCCCGGCUCCUCCAAACGCAGAGCCUCUGCCAGCGUCGCUGGUGACCGCCCACGCACCAUGCAGAACUCGUCCACAUCGGCAUCGCUUUCCUCUCUCGGCGACAGACGUAGUAUCGGAAGCAAUCGCAGUAACAGCAGCGCCGGCAUGCUCCCCUCCGGCCUGCCCGAUGCAGAUGCCGACAGUCUCAAGUUCGCCGGCGGCCGCGAGCUCGGCAACCAGAUCGUAUACCCCGCCGAGGCAAAACUCGUCUCAAAAACGCCAGAUACCUCCGACGAGGACGAACAGCCUGAUCCCGCCACCGAUUUCUCGGCACGCUCAGAUCGCCAGCCGGAUCGGACUAACUCAUCGGAAACCUACAUCAAGACUCAGGACCGCGGCCCAAGCAACGCCGCCAACAUUGACACCUGGGAGCGCUAUUCCACGCGCAGUCGCCCACUCACGCUGCUCACCGAGUUGGUGCCUCGACAAGCGGGCUUCGCAUCCAAGAUCUUCCGCCUCGUCUCGGCACGCGCAACCAUCGAGACCGACGUCUCCGAGAUCAUCCCCGACGCAAAAUCCAAGAUUCUCAGUGACUGGUGCGAGGAGAAUCUCACCCUGUGGAUGCCCCACAUCUCCAAUGCCUACCAGCUCCGCCAAGAUGCUCUGCAGGGAAAACAGACGCUGUCCACCCAGCUGCUCGAACAAGUGCUCUAUCUCAUCGCCCUGCAACACAUCCGCGACCCCAAAGACGACGUCGCCCGUUUCUCCGUCGUGCGCUUCGUCAUUCGCGACACGGCACGUCUCGUGCUCACCUCGCCGCGCUCGAGCAAGGGCGUCGAAGCAUUAGAGCUGCUGUCUCUCUUCCCCGUCGACGUCUCGGCCAUCCCCGGCCCCUCUCGCAGCCGCAUCCGGACCGACUCGCUCAUCAGCGCCUCCGAGCGAGUCGCUCGCUCGGUCCGCUUGGAUCGUGUCGCAAUAUCCGCAGCUGCACCCUACUCAUUCUUCUCGUCCACCAGCCCUUUGGACGAGUUCGAGACAAAGCGCACCGCCAUGACUUGGGCCAGCGUCAAAACGUGGCUCACUUCAUUCACGCUAGGCGAUGACGAGCUCUUCGAGAGCGUCGACCAACGCUUCUUCUCAGACGACUGGAGCCGCUCCUUGAUACUGCCGCUGGAGCUCAGCCAGACCGACGCUGCAGCACGCCUCGUCGAGGCAGGGCAGAGCGAAAAUGAUCUUUUCGCUCGCAAAGCCUGGUCGCGCAGCCGUCGUUUGGGCAGCAUCGGACUCGCCAUGCGCUGCCUCGGAAUGCGGCGGCUGGUCGAGGCAUUCCACGCCAUCCGCACCACCCCUGUCGACCUCGACGAGUCGGAUCGUCUCUACAGGCUCGCCACGAUUCUGGACGACUACAAACGUAGCGUUGAUUCCAUCGACGACGAGUUUCGAGACCGUCUCGCCGAUCUCAACCAAGACUCGCACCUGCUUCGCUCGUGGCUCUCGAUCGAGACCACGGCCGGCUUUCUGCUCGUCCUGUGCAUCGGCAUCUUGCGCGGGCUGGGCAUCGACAAGAAGGAAGACGUGCAGACACAGGAGUUGGCUCUGAUGAUUCGUGGCGAGAACGCUUCGUCAGAGAUGAGGGAGUUCCUGACGCGCUAUGGCGAGCACCGCAUUCUGGCUGCUGAAAAGGUGCUGGUCAACACCACGAUCCUUUGCCGAGAUGCACGUGCCAGUGCUGCCACCAUGCUAUCCGGCAAGGGUUGGAUGAGGGACGGUCAGUCACGCACCGUCGUUCCCAUCAUGAACUUGUGCGGCUACGCGCUCGAGGCAGCCUUCAACGCUAUGGAGUGGCACGCUACGAUGUUCCAAUUGUGGAAGACGCCGCCGAAGCGCGCCGAGUCGUGGCGACUGGUCUUUUCCGACUUGAUCGCCGCCAUGCUCUCGCUGGAUCCUAUGGGCUCAAUCGAGAACGGCAGCAUUCCUGCCACGUGCGCUUUUAUUUUGCAGGGCAUGCUCAAGGUCAUUGUGCUGUGGACGCAGUGCAGUCGUAACAAGGACAUCCAGCGCACCACGUCCACGUCGUCUGCCAACCUCAAUGGUCGUGAUGGGUCCAGCAACGGUCGUGACUCAGACCGGUACUCUGGACAAUCCUUGGCAAGCGCUGCGCCCGCGGCUGAUCUGGCGCGGUACGAGGCGUUGAUACAACACGACAUGGCGACGAGCCGGACCUUUGAUGCGGUGCAAUCGUUCGACUCGAGCGCAAACGCUGCUUUGAUGGGAAACUCGAACACGAUGCGCAGUGAUCAACACGGGCCGCGGUCGAAUCCGUACAGUAUGACUGCGUCGAUGUUUGCAGCCGAUGUUUCCUCGUCGCAGGGGAAUGAUUCUAGCCUGAACGGUGCAGGUCCUGCGUUCGCGUCAAACGCGAGCGAGUCGCUGGCAGCCGCGCUGCCUCGCAGCGUCGAGUCCCAGGCGAAAGCGCCCGGGGUGUCGACGGAGCAAGGGGCAUUUUCAGCGUACAGAGCGCCGCCGAUGUCCUCCAUGGACGGAUCCAGCGCUUCGGGCACGGUUUCGCCGAUGCCCCUGGCUGCACAGUACACAGCUGUGGGCAACGGCAACGGUACGGCGCUCGACGGCGGCGCCGCAGUGCCAGGCGCCAAUUUCAGCAUGCGAAACGAAGAGGGCCGUCCAUCGGUGGCAUACGACUCGCUCGACUUUAUCCGUGGCAUACGACUCGCUCGACUUUAUCCUCAAUGA
Molecule: messenger RNA, 3081 nt
Organism: Moesziomyces antarcticus
Lineage: Eukaryota; Fungi; Basidiomycota; Ustilaginomycetes; Ustilaginales; Ustilaginaceae
Exons: 1
Coding region: 1-3081 (1026 amino acids)
Biological process (GO): regulation of DNA-templated transcription
Molecular function (GO): zinc ion binding; DNA-binding transcription factor activity, RNA polymerase II-specific
Source: RefSeq, a predicted model, not a curated record